AAAAAAAAAAAUCAACACAGAAGCGUCCGCACCUCCGCACCACAGCCGCUGCAGCUUCAGGAAAUACUCUGCAAAAAUGAGUGAAUCGCUGGUGGUGUGUCAGGUCGACCAGGACUUGGUGAAAAAACUGAAUGAUUUUCGUUUCCGCAAAGAGACAACAAAUGCUGCCAUCAUCAUGAAAAUUGACAAAGACAAGCAGCAGGUUGUUUUGGAGGAGGAGUACGAGGAUAUUUCACCAGAGGACCUGAAGGACGAGCUACCCGAGAGACAACCCAGAUUCAUUGUCUACAGUUACAAGUAUGAACAUGAGGACAAGCGUGUUUCUUACCCUCUGUGUUUCAUUUUCUCCAGUCCAGUUGGAUGCAAACCUGAGCAGCAGAUGAUGUAUGCUGGAAGCAAAAAUGAGUUGGUGAGAGCGGGGAAACUGACCAAGGUGUUUGAGAUCAGAAACACAGAGGACCUGACGGAGGAGUGGCUUCGGAGUAAACUGGGAUUUUUCCGUUAAUUUUUUCUGUUUUGGAAAUUUGAAAUCCUCCACCAGACCUGCUCUCAAUAGAGUUACAGUCAAAUUCACACUUAGGCCCCUGUGGUCCAUUUCAAACCACAUUUGAAGCAGUGGUUUGGGUGAGGUUAUUGUGCCAAUUUGGGAGUUUAAAUGAAAAGAAUGACUAAGAAUAUUAAAACAACAUAUUUUCAAGCUGCUGGAUAAGCAGUUAAUUUUUAGUAUAAAACAAGUACUAAAUGAUUUGAACUUGGACUUAACUAAACCAGAGACUUUUAUUACUACUACUACUACUACUACUACUAGCUCAGUCCCUGUUAUCUUGGCCUAUAUGUCAUCAGAGGCAUAAUACUCCCUAAAACAUAACUAAAUUAUUUGAACUUGGGCUUAAUUAAACCGGAGACUAAACCUCGAUCAAACUAAAGUAGUUCUAAAGCAAACAUAAAA
This is a messenger RNA of Periophthalmus magnuspinnatus, 949 nucleotides long. RefSeq names its product glia maturation factor, beta (gene gmfb). The record is from RefSeq and is a predicted model, not a curated record. Gene Ontology annotation, cellular component: actin cortical patch. The transcript has 7 exons. Gene Ontology annotation, biological process: negative regulation of Arp2/3 complex-mediated actin nucleation; actin filament debranching. Gene Ontology annotation, molecular function: actin binding; Arp2/3 complex binding. The coding region runs from base 77 to 505 and encodes 142 amino acids. NCBI's taxonomy places the organism in Eukaryota, Metazoa, Chordata, Actinopteri, Gobiiformes, Gobiidae.